CGUUUCAACUUUCAAAGCCCCUUUUUCUCUGUAAUCAGGCAAUCAAAUCAAAUUCAAUUCAAAUCAUUUCUCGCAAAAAGUAAUGGUGGAAUUGCAAUUUCCCGCUGGAUUUCGAUUCCACCCAACUGAUGAAGAGCUUGUGAUGCAUUAUCUAUGUCGAAAAUGUGCGUCACAGCCGAUUGCUGUUCCUAUUAUAGCUGAAAUUGACCUCUAUAAGUACAAUCCAUGGGAUCUUCCUGAUUUGGCUUUGUAUGGGGAAAAAGAGUGGUAUUUCUUUUCGCCGCGAGAUCGCAAGUAUCCGAACGGUUCACGACCGAAUCGAGCUGCGGGAAAUGGAUAUUGGAAGGCAACAGGUGCGGAUAAGCCGAUUGGUCGUCCGAAGUCAAUGGGAAUUAAGAAAGCUUUGGUAUUUUACGCAGGCAAAGCUCCGAAAGGAGAAAAAACCAAUUGGAUUAUGCACGAAUAUCGGCUUGCUCAUGUGGAUCGAUCUGCUCGUAACAAGAACAAUAGCUUAAGGCUUGACGAUUGGGUUUUAUGCCGAAUUUACAAUAAGAAGGGUAAAAUUGAGGAGAACCAAUUGAAUAGUCGAAAAAUGGAUGUUGGAAUGUCGCCGGCGGCGAGCGAAGGUGAUAUAAAGCCAGAGAUUAUGCCGUUUUCAGUUUCAACAAGGCCGUCGCACCAGAUUUACGAUGACUUGAUGCACUUUGAUUCGUCGGAUUCUCUCCCAAAACUUCACACUGAUUCCAGUUGCUCGGAGCACGUGCCUUCGCCGGAGUUCACAUGCGAGAGGGAAGUUCAGAGCGAGCCGCCACUGAAACUGAGUGACUGGGAGGAAAGUGCCCUUGAUUUUCCAUUUAAUUACACAGAUGCCACUACCACCACCAGUUUGUUUUGUUCUUCUCCGUUCCAGAGCUGUUAUGAGACGUCGCCGCUUCAGGAUAUAUUCAUGUAUCUACAAAAGCCCUUUUAAGUGGGGCCCUCCUCCUUCAAUUUUUGAUCGCACGUGCGGAAGAGACCGAAGUCAAUGACUUGGCACGUGCAGAUGCAUUGUAGAAAUUAAACGCCUUUUUCUAUUGCUUUCAUAUUGGCGAUUGUUUUAGAGAUAAGAGAAACAAAUUGGCGUAUAUAGUUUAGUACAAGGUAGAACAAUAGUAGAAAAAAAGCUGUGAAGUCGAAUUUUUAUUGUAUUUAUUAGAAUAUUUAUGCAACUUUUGGAUUGAUACUCACAAA
This is a messenger RNA of Solanum dulcamara, 1230 nucleotides long. Its product is annotated as NAC domain-containing protein 2-like. Gene Ontology annotation, molecular function: DNA binding. The record is from RefSeq and is a predicted model, not a curated record. Gene Ontology annotation, biological process: regulation of DNA-templated transcription. The transcript is spliced from 3 exons. Bases 83 to 970 code for a protein of 295 amino acids. NCBI's taxonomy places the organism in Eukaryota, Viridiplantae, Streptophyta, Magnoliopsida, Solanales, Solanaceae.